Messenger RNA from Oenanthe melanoleuca, 1543 nucleotides. Its product is annotated as glycoprotein-N-acetylgalactosamine 3-beta-galactosyltransferase 1-B-like. Gene Ontology annotation, cellular component: membrane. The transcript has 5 exons. Gene Ontology annotation, molecular function: N-acetylgalactosaminide beta-1,3-galactosyltransferase activity. NCBI's taxonomy places the organism in Eukaryota, Metazoa, Chordata, Aves, Passeriformes, Muscicapidae. Bases 1 to 1536 code for a protein of 511 amino acids. The record is from RefSeq and is a predicted model, not a curated record.
AUGGGAGCGCGGGGGGCGGGGAACGCGGAGUGCCCGCGACCCCCGAGGGGAUCGGGACCAUCGGGACCACCGGGAUCGGGAUCGGGACCACCGGGACCGCCAGAGCCCCGGGGACAGCGGGGACACCGGGACCGGGACCGCCCCAGCCCCGGGGACAGCGGUGACACCGGAACUGGGACUGCCAGAGCCCCGGGGACAGCGGUGACACCGGGACCGGGACCGCUACAGCCUCGGGGACAGCGGUGCCACCGGGACCGGGACCGCUACAGCCUCGGGGACAGCUGUGCCACCGGUGCCCCGGACACCGACGGGAGUCACCGGAACCCGCGGAGUCACCGGGAGCCCCAGAUCCGCUGGUACCCACCGGACUCCCAAACCAACCAGGGAGCGGCAGAGCCCGUGGGACCCCCGGACUGGACCGGGACCCCCAGCCUUGGGGUGACGGGGGGGUCCCCACUGACCCCCACACACCAGCCAGGUGUCCCCAUGCUGCUCCUGGGCCUGCAGAGCUCCUGGCUGCCCUUCCACGGGGGCGUCCUGCCUGUGCCUGUCCCCAGCCGGGACCCCCAGGUGGGCAAUGCGCCCCCCGGGACCCCCCCAUCCCCCGCGCUCUUCGGCGUGGCCCCGUCGGACGCUGCAGGCGAGGACGCGGGGGUGGCGCGGGCGCUGUUCCGGCGGGUGCGGGUGCUGUGCUGGGUGAUGACCGCCCCCCAAAACCUGGAGCCCAAGGCCCGGCACGUGCGGGACACUUGGGCGCGGCACUGCAACGUGGCGCUGUUCGUGAGCUCCGAGCCCGCCCCCCAUUUCCCGGCCGUGGGGCUGGGGGUGCCCGAGGGCCGGGGGCAGCUUUACCAAAAAACCAGCCGCGCCCUGCAGUACGUGCAGCGGCACCACCGCGCCCGCGCCGACUGGUUCCUCAAGGCCGACGACGACACCUUCGUGCUGCUGGACAACCUGCGCUGGCUGCUGGCCGCGCACUCGCCGCAGCGGCCCCUCUACUUCGGGAAGCGCUUCCGGCCCUUCACCCGCCAGGGCUACAUGAGCGGCGGGGCCGGCUACGUGCUGAGCCGGGCAGCGCUGGCCCGCGUGGCCACCGCCCUGGCCCGCGGCACCUGCGGCCGCGGCGGCCCCGAGGAGGACGUGGCGCUGGGACAGUGCCUGGAGCGCCUGGGGGUGGCGGUGGGGGACUCGCGGGACACCUGGGGCCGGGAGACCUUCCACCCCUUCCCGCCCGAGAUCCACCUCACGCACCGCUUCGCCCGGGACUUCUGGUACCAGCGCUACAGCUGGUACCCCGUGGUGGAGGGUCCCCAGUGCUGCUCGGACCUGGCCGUGUCCUUCCACUACGUGUCGGGGGAGGAGAUGCACACGCUGGAGUACCUGAGCCAGCGCCUGCGCCCCUACGGCUACAGCCCCCGCUACCGGCCCGCCCUGGGGCCCCCCGCGCCCCCCAACGCCACCCGCAGCCACCCGGACCCCCGAACACCGAGCGCCCCCGAGCCCGGCCCCUCCCCUGCCCCGACCCCCCUGCCCUGAAGGUGGC